AUGGCUGCUCUCGACGCCUUCGGCACCGGCAAGGUGCUUGACCACACCACCGCCCUCGAUGUGCUCAAGGAAUACAAGACUGCCGAUGGUCUCGAUAUCCACGAGCUCAUGGAUACUACCAAGCACGGCGGUCUUACGUACAAUGACUUCCUGCUGAUGCCUGGCUACAUUGGCUUCCCUGCCUCCGAGGUAACACUCGACUCCGCCAUCACCAAGCGCAUCACUCUCAAGACUCCCUUCGUGUCUUCCCCCAUGGACACUGUCACGGAGCACGAGAUGGCUAUCCAUAUGGCUCUCCAGGGAGGUCUGGGUGUCAUUCACCACAACUGCUCUCCCGAUGCUCAGGCCGACAUGGUCCGUAAGGUGAAGCGAUAUGAAAAUGGCUUCAUCCUGGACCCUGUAGUCAUCGGCCGCAACACGACUGUUGGCGAAGCAAAGGCCCUCAAAGAGAAGUGGGGAUUCGGCGGCUUCCCUGUCACUGAGGACGGCAAGCUUGGCUCCAAGCUCCUCGGUAUUGUUACCAACCGAGACCUUCAGUUCGAGGACGAAACCGAUGCUACCGUCGCUAAUGUCAUGGUGACUGACCUGGUGACUGCCCCCAACGGCGUCACUCUGGUCGAGGCCAACAAGAUUCUGGCCAAGUCAAAGAAGGGCAAGCUGCCCAUCGUUGACAAGGACUUCAAUCUUGUCUCUAUGAUUUCCCGAUCCGAUUUGACCAAGAAUCAGCACUUCCCUUUGGCAUCUAAGCUGCCCGACAGCAAGCAGCUUCUUUGCGCCGCUGCUAUUGGUACUCGCCCUGAAGACAAGAUCCGCUUGCAGAAGCUUGUCGAAGCUGGUCUUGACGUUGUCAUUCUGGACAGCUCUCAGGGCAACAGCAUGUACCAGAUUGAAAUGAUCAAGUGGUGCAAGAAGGAGUUCCCUGGCCUCGAUGUCAUUGGUGGCAACGUUGUUACUCGCGAGCAGGCUGCCUCUCUCAUUGCUGCUGGUGCUGAUGGCCUCCGAAUUGGUAUGGGCAGUGGCUCUGCCUGCAUUACCCAGGAGGUCAUGGCUGUCGGUCGACCUCAGGCCGCGGCCGUCUACUCUGUCAGCAGCUUUGCUGCCCGCUUCGGCGUGCCUUGCAUUGCUGAUGGUGGUGUUCAGAACGUUGGACACAUCGUCAAGGGCCUUGCCCUCGGUGCUUCAACUGUCAUGAUGGGAGGUCUCUUGGCUGGUACCACUGAGUCUCCCGGUACCUCGUUUGUCUCUCGCGAGGGUAAGCUUGUCAAGGCUUACCGCGGCAUGGGCAGCAUCGAUGCUAUGCAGGACAAGAAGGCUGGCGGCGGCGGUAAGGACAGCCAGAAGAGCAACGCUGGUACUGCGCGAUAUUUCUCCGAGGGCGACAGCGUGCUGGUUGCCCAGGGCGUUUCGGGAUCCGUUGCUCACAGAGGUUCUAUCAACAAAUUUGUUCCCUACCUGGCCGCCGGUCUCAAGCACUCCAUGCAGGAUUGCGGCAUGAAGAGCCUGGCAGAGCUCCACCAAGGUGCUGCCAACGGUACAGUUCGCUUCGAGCUCCGCACUUCCAGUGCGCAGUUGGAGGGUAAUGUGAACAUGGAGGCAUAUGAAAAGAAGCUUUAUGCUUAA
Metarhizium robertsii ARSEF 23 is the source of this 1620-nucleotide messenger RNA. RefSeq names its product imp dehydrogenase. Gene Ontology annotation, biological process: GTP biosynthetic process. Gene Ontology annotation, cellular component: cytoplasm. Lineage: Eukaryota; Fungi; Ascomycota; Sordariomycetes; Hypocreales; Clavicipitaceae. The record is from RefSeq and is a predicted model, not a curated record. Gene Ontology annotation, molecular function: IMP dehydrogenase activity. The transcript is spliced from 3 exons. Bases 1 to 1620 code for a protein of 539 amino acids.